Molecule: messenger RNA, 387 nt
Organism: Phytophthora infestans T30-4
Lineage: Eukaryota; Oomycota; Peronosporomycetes; Peronosporales; Peronosporaceae
Exons: 1
Coding region: 1-387 (128 amino acids)
Source: RefSeq, a predicted model, not a curated record
AUGUGCUCGUUUAACCCGAUGCCCAACUUCUAUAACCUUUCGACCCAGUACAGCGACACAGACUUCUCUUCUGAGUCUUCGUACACUGACUUCACAGCCGAUUCAGACCGCAUCAAUCCACCGGCCUGCCCGUCGGGAUUCUCUGCCCUUGCGUUAUCUACGUGGGAAUCUGACAGUGUCGAAGACACGUCUUGCCCGUCAAAGGUGCUCAAUUACGAGUGCUCGGGGCAGAAGUCCAGUGACUGGACGAGCUACCAGGGCACCACAUCGAGUGCAGCCAGCGGAGGCACCGCCGAAAGUAGCGGCGACUCUUCGGAUGCCUCGGCAUUGAGCAUGUCAAGCACGUCGCUGCUCCUGGUCGUCUACGCGAUUGCUACCCUUCUGUAG